GUCUGUUUUGGUGCCAAAUAUAAUUUAAAACACUGCGCAAACUGUAUAUAAGAAAAACAUUUGCACAAAACUGCAGUUUAACGGUUCCCCAAGCGACGAGCUGGCGCAGGUUGUGGGGUGCCCGUGGACCAUGAGGGACAGUGGUAGCAGCCUAGCACAGAACCGCUGGCAGGGGCAGCUGGGCCAGGAGGACAGUGGGGAUGGAGGAGGUGGUGGUGUAGCGAUCUCCGGGGGUCACCUGGAGAUCGACCCCACCGCCACCCACCGGAUGCCCAGCCCCAUGCACCUAAAGCUGGGCCAGAAGGAAAGGGUGGCCUGGGAGGCCGAGUACAUGGAGGACGAGGGGGAAAAUGAUGAGGAAGAUUUUGAAGGUGAGGGCUGGGAUGAUGAUGAGGAAGGAGAGGAGGCUGAGGUUGUAUGGGAGGUCCCACACAUGGUCCCCACCCCAUCCCUACAAGAGCAGAAUCAUCAUCAAGCACCACUAGGCGACGAUGACCAUGACAACAACCAGGCCGAACCUGAAGAAAGGGACUUUCCCAGCGUCCCUAUCCAGUCCAGGCUCAACGGGCUCAGGCAGCGCAGGCUGAGGCGCUGGAGGAAGCUCCACUCUCAUGAAGGCCUACGGCUCCGUCUCACCCAGCAUUGGCAGACCUGGCGUCAGCGGGCUCAGUGGGUGGGCACCCUGGGGCACAGGAGGGCGAGGAGGUGGCGUCGGUAUAGUUUGUAUUCCAACCGGCAGAGGACGGUAGCGGACCCGGGCCUGAGCAGCCCACUGUCAGAUGACGAGAGGCUCAGUGGGUCUGAAAGAGAUAACGUGUUGAAUGGUUACUCAGGAGACUACCAGUCCAGUCUGAUGGGAGGUCUCGGGGAGAGCGGAAGAAGGGAAUCAGAGGCCUCAUCGUACGCCAUCGUCAGAGAGAAACCUGUGGAGGUCGCUCUCACUGAUGAACACAUGAGCUGUGUGCAUGGGAUACUGGAUGAGUCCCUCCAGAAGUACGGCAGUCUGAUCCCCAUCCACGCUGACGAUGUGGUGGAGAAACUAAAAGACAUCUUCAACGACAACUUCUCACAGCCUCACAGGAAAGUAGUGGUUCAACACCUAAUCCAGUCCUACCAGAGGUCGUCCGGCACGGCCAUGGUGCGAGGGUUCCGUGUCAACUACAAGCGUCAUGUCCUCACCAUGGAUGACCUAAGCACGUUGUAUGGACAGAACUGGCUCAAUGACCAGGUCAUGAACAUGUAUGGUGACCUUGUGAUGGACUCUGUGCCCGAGAAGGUUCACUUCUUCAACAGUUUCUUCUACGAUAAGUUGAGGACGAAAGGCUACGAUGGAGUCAAACGAUGGACGAAGAAUGUGGACAUCUUCAAGAAGGAUCUCCUCCUGAUCCCCAUCCACCUGGAGGUCCACUGGUCCCUGGUCAGCGUGGACAUCCCCCGUAGGGCCAUCACCUACUUCGACUCCCAACGCACACUCAACCGACGCUGCCCAAAGCAUAUUGCAAAGUAUCUGCAGGCAGAGGCUGUCAAGAAAGAACAGAGAGAUUUCCUUCCAGGAUGGAAAGGCUAUUUCAAAAUGAAUGUGGGCCGCCAGAACAAUGACAGUGACUGUGGGGCGUUCGUUCUUCAGUACUGCAAGACUCUAGCCUUGGGUCAGCCGUUCAGCUUCGGCCAGCAGGACAUGCCCAAACUGAGGAGGCUCAUGUACAAAGAACUGUGUCACUGCAAGCUCUCGCUGUGACACCACGCCCUUUGAGGAUUCUAAACAAAGAAGUGGGGGAUUCUAAGGAGGAAGCGAGGGAUGGUUCAAAUGAACUAUUCUAAACGAGCUAGUGACUGAAAGAAAGGAAACAAACUUUUCAAAGGAAAAAAAAAAUCCCCUUGACGACGUUGAUAUCCAGAGACUUUACUACUACUACAAGAGGGCAUUUUAUAUUUUCGGCCCCUGUUUUCUGCCCUCUCUUUCUGUUUUUCUCCUCUCUCCCAUGACCUUUUAUUUCAUUUUCAUGGUUGUUUCCUUGUGAUUGACAGAGGCAAUGUCUAUGAUUGUAUCCCAAAUGGCACACUAUUUCCAUAUGUAGUGCACUACUUUUGAUCAUGGACCCUGGACAAAUGCAGUAGACUAUAUAGGUAAUAAGGUUCCAUUUGGAUGCAAACCAAGUCUACUAUACUCUGAUGGUGCAUUUGAAUAAAAAUACACUUUAUUUAGACUUUUCUCUUUCUCUAAACUGACUUAUCACCUUACCGAUGCAGGAGCCCCCCAAAUGGACAAGUGUGGAGUGAAAAGAAGUGGUAGUUCUAUCUUUACUUAUGUUCUUUUUUUCUCUCUUUGUCAGUUUAAAAAAACGUGUUGCUAUGCUUAUUGUUCAUGGGUGUUUUUUGGAGGGCAGUGAUGUUUUUUUAUUUUGAUUAAAAUAAAAACAAUAUCUUACUAAGUCAUGUUGGAGUCAUAUUGGUUGGACCAUGUCAGCUACAAACAAAUUGGUUCCCAAAUGGCACGCUAUGCCGUUUAUAGUACACUACUUUGACCAUAAGGCUCUGAUCAAAAGUAGUGGACUAUAUAGGGAAUGGGGUGCCAUUUGGGACGUAUUUGUGGUAUUACAUUUCCCCCUCUUUUUGUAACUAAAAGAGACAUUGUUGAUCUGUUUUGUUUUUAUAUUCUUUUUUGAGCAGAAGUUUGAUGGAACAUAAUUGAUUGUUUUUAUACCUUUUAAAAAGCAUUUAUGGUUAAUCAGAAUAAACAACUACAUGACAAGGAACAGAUAAAUGAAAGUUGAAUUUCUUCAUGCUUUGUAUAAUGUAUUUACUAGCUAGUGUGAAUUGACAUUGAAUCGAGGAAGAGGAUGAUUUAUCUCUGUUGUAGUACUGUAGUGUGACGUCUAGAUGUUCUGGAUUGUGUGUGG
Molecule: messenger RNA, 2900 nt
Organism: Coregonus clupeaformis (lake whitefish)
Lineage: Eukaryota; Metazoa; Chordata; Actinopteri; Salmoniformes; Salmonidae
Product: sentrin-specific protease 3
Exons: 11
Coding region: 131-1738 (535 amino acids)
Biological process (GO): protein desumoylation
Cellular component (GO): nucleus
Molecular function (GO): deSUMOylase activity
Source: RefSeq, a predicted model, not a curated record